Messenger RNA from Notodromas monacha, 312 nucleotides. Lineage: Eukaryota; Metazoa; Arthropoda; Ostracoda; Podocopida; Cyprididae. The record is from the annotation of a GenBank genome assembly.
AUGUGUUCGUGUGACACACUCACACACACAACAGGUCAACCUGUCCAUCAGCAUCCUUGUCAGUCUGACUGUGUUCUUCUUGCUGGUGACAGAGAUCAUUCCCCCCACCAGCGUGAGUCUUCCCCUUCUCGGCAAAUACCUCAUCUUCGCGAUGGUGCUCGUGACUCUCAGCAUAUGUGUGACUGUGGUUGUCCUCAACGUGCAUUUCCGCUCGCCGCAAACGCACACAAUGGCACCGUGGGUGAGACGAGUCUUUCUGCAAAUUCUGCCAAGGCUUCUCGUCAUGAAGCGGCCUCAUUACCACAUGGAUAA